Messenger RNA from Acaulospora colombiana, 2434 nucleotides. Lineage: Eukaryota; Fungi; Glomeromycota; Glomeromycetes; Diversisporales; Acaulosporaceae. The record is from the annotation of a GenBank genome assembly.
AUGGCAUCGUUUUGUCUGUGUGACACCUUUGACCUACUUCAAGCCGCUAUUCACACACUCUCAGCUGCUCCUACCGUCUACUUUGACUGUGAAGGAUAUGAACUCGGUCAGCAAAGAGGCAGCUUGGCAAUAAUCAGCUUGGGAGCUCUCACAACGGACCAAGAAAAGGAGGAACUAUCCGUUUUUCUUAUUGACGUACUCGCCUUCCGGAACAAAGGAGAGGUAAAGCAUCUUGAUCCCAUAUUCAAAAUACUGCAGUCAGAUGCUAUCGUCAAGGUCGUUUUCGACGGGAGGAUGGACGCAUCCGAACUCUACCAUGGAUAUAAUGUCACACUUCAGCGAGUCGUCGACCUUCAAAUUGCUGAUAUUGUCUCUCGAAGUAGACGAGGUGAGAGCACUGUCAAGCAGCUGGAACGUCUUCGGGGCUCUUUACCACGACGAGAGAUCGAAGAUAAUGGUAGCCUUCUUGGAAAGGUCCAGAAGCUCAAUGGACUUGUACCUGCCUUGUUAGAACAUGGGGUUAAUGUCGGAUCAAAGACUAGAAUAGACCACUCGAAAUGGAUGGAACGACCACUCGUGGAAGAGUAUCAGAACUAUGCUGCAGAAGAUGUCGUCUUGUUGCUACUAUUACAUGAAGCUUUGAUGAAGAAGAAGCUCAUCGAUGGCUUAAUCGAGGUUCAAAGCGGGCGAUACGUGACGCAGCACGCAAAGGAACGACCUUCCCCCUGCGAUAUCUAUAACCGUCAUGGGUUUUUACCUCUCGGUAUUUUGAGCUCUGAGUCCAAUAAUGAACUAAGGACAGAGGUAAACGCGCUCAGCCUACCACCUGCUAUGUCUGCCGUGCUGUCUUUAUUCGUGAUAAGUGGACUCAAUCCUGGAAAAGGAAGUGAAUUGGGUGACUAUAUAAGUUGGGUCUUGUCUUGGCUAAUUGCCAAAUACGCUUCGUGCAGGCUCGUUCUCAAGUGCAAACCGGGAUUCACCGUCACCAAUUCUUCAUUCUUUAUUUCUUCAUUCGAAUCACAGUACUUCGUUAUGUCGGUGUCGCCUUCAUUUCAUCUCUGCGAUAGCGUAGAAAAAUUACAAUACGUUAUCCACGCCCUCUCAACUACCCCAGUGAUAUACAUCGACUGCGAAGGAAAUCAUCUCGGUCAGUCAGAGGGUAGCUUGUCGAUCAUUAGCAUAGGGGUCAUCGAGCCGAGGCAAGGAGAGUGGUACCUGUCCAUAUUCCUUAUCGACGUCCUAGCCUUUCACGACAGAGGAAUCGAGUUCUUAUAUCCUGUUUUCUUCAUUCUUCAAUCCGACGCUGUUGUCAAGGUCGUCUUCGAUGGUAGGAUGGACGCAUCGGAAUUCCUUCAUGGCUAUGGCAUCAUUCUUCGGCGAGUGCUUGAUCUUCAAAUUGCCGACAUCGUUUCGAGAGAGACAAAGGGAGAAACUCAGACUAUGCAGCUGAAUCGUCUCAAAAGCUCUUUGCCACGACGUGAGCUGCUAAAGAACGAGUGCCUCUUCAAAUCUAUCCAUAAACUCAAUGGACUUGUCUCUGCUCUGACGGAACACGGAAUCAUGGCCGGAUCAAAAAUAAAACUUGACCAUUCGAAAUGGAUGCAAAGGCCACUUGAUAUCGAAUACCAACACUACGCUGCACUCGAUAUUCAUAUGAUAGUACUUCUACACACUACAUUAUUAGAGCAAGGUCUCAUAAAUGGAGCCAUCGAGGAACAGAGUGCGCGAUAUAUCAUACAACACGCAAAAGCACGGCCAGCGUCGACCGACAUCUACAAUUCUCAUGGGUUCUUGCCGCUCGGUAUUCUCAAACAACCCAAUUAUUGUGGCAAAUUCUUAUGGUGCGUGGGGUGUCGGAAAUUCUUGGCCAAGGAUUGUUUUCCAAUGGUCCAAUCUAGUUCUACACUUUGCGACACGGAAGAGAGACUCGACGACGCCAUAAAUUCCUUCAAUGAAGCCCAUACCCUCUUCUUAGAUUGCGAAGGAAAGACUUUGGGCACAACUGAUGGUCGUCUCUCCCUUGUCAACCUUGGUAAACUUGAACAAACGGACGACGGUACUAUGAAGCUGAACGUCUACCUGAUCGACAUCCUGGCCUUUGACGGCGAAAAGAAGAACCCUCUUCAGAAAUUAUUCACUAUUCUCGAAUCUAUGAAGAUAGUUAAGGUAGUCUUCGAUGGAAGAAAGGACGCUUCCGAGCUUCUGCAUGGCCAUAACGUAGAACUCAAGUGUGUCAUCGAUCUUCAAGUCGCAGAUGUUGUUUCCCGUGUAAAACGCGGGGAAGGAGAGAAUAGAAGGAUACAGAGGCUGAGCGGAAUGGUUUCAAGGCGUGAGCUCUCCACGAAUGCCAUCGGGUAUAAAACUGUACACCGGUUAAAUGGCCUGGACUUCACCCUUAGAGAGCACGGAGUCGCAGCACAACCUGGGAAACAGU